Tupaia belangeri chinensis (Chinese tree shrew) is the source of this 1939-nucleotide messenger RNA. RefSeq names its product DNA nucleotidylexotransferase (gene DNTT). Gene Ontology annotation, cellular component: nucleus. Gene Ontology annotation, biological process: double-strand break repair via nonhomologous end joining. The transcript has 12 exons. Gene Ontology annotation, molecular function: DNA binding; DNA nucleotidylexotransferase activity; DNA-directed DNA polymerase activity. The record is from RefSeq and is a predicted model, not a curated record. NCBI's taxonomy places the organism in Eukaryota, Metazoa, Chordata, Mammalia, Scandentia, Tupaiidae.
AUGGAUCUGCUGAGAAUGGCCCCCCUGAGCCCUCGGAAAAAAAGACCCAGGCAGAUGGGUUCCUCCAUGGCCUCUGCUCCCCAUGACAUCAAGUUUCAAGGUGUGGUCCUCUACAUUUUGGAGAAGAAAAUGGGAACCACCCGCAGAGCCUUCCUCAUGGAGCUCGCCAGAAGGAAAGGGUUCAGGGUUGAAAAUGAACUCAGCAUGAGUUUAAGCCACCAGGUCUGGGACUAGAACUGCGGNNNNGACGUGCGGGAGUGGCUGCAGGUGCAGAAAGUAAAAGCCAGCUCACAGCCAGAGCUGCUGGACGUCUCCUGGCUGGUGGAAUGCAUGAGAGCAGGGAAGCCGGUGGAGGCCACAGGAAAACACCAGCUGCUCGUGAAAAGUGACCAUUCAACCAGCCCCAGUCCAGGGCCUCAGAAGACUCCUGCCCUUGCUGUACAAAAGAUCUCCCAGUACGCAUGCCAGAGAAGAACCACUUUAAACAACUGCAACCGCGUAUUCACGGAUGCCUUUGAGACGCUGGCUGAAAAUUACGAGUUUAGAGAAAACGAAGACUCCUCUGUGAUAUUCCUGAGAGCAGCUUCUGUCCUGAGAUCUCUGCCUUUCACCAUCACCAGUAUGAGGGACACGGAAGGACUUCCCUGCCUGGGAGACAAGGUGAAAUGUGUCAUAGAGGAGAUUAUUGAAGAUGGAGAGAGUUCUGAAGUGAAUGCUGUACUGAAUGAUGAGCGCUAUAAAUCCUUCAAACUCUUCACUUCUGUGUUUGGAGUGGGGUUGAAGACGUCUGAGAAAUGGUUCAGGAUGGGCUUUCGAACUCUGAGUAGAGUAAGGUCGGACAAGAGCCUGCACUUGACACGAAUGCAGCAAGCAGGGUUCCUGUACUAUGAAGAUCUCGCCAGCUGUGUGACCAGGGCGGAAGCAGAGGCGGUCGGCGUGCUGGUUAAAGAGGCCGUCGGGGCAUUUCUUCCAGAUGCCCUCGUCACCAUCACAGGAGGGUUCCGGAGAGGCAAGAAGACGGGGCAUGAUGUGGAUUUUCUAAUUACCAGCCCCGGAUCAACUGAAGAAAAAGAAGAAGAACUUUUACAAAAAGUGCUAAACUUAUGGGAAAAGAAGGGCUUGCUAUUGUACUACGACCUCGUGGAGUCAACGUUUGAAAAGCUCAAGACGCCCAGCAGGAAGGUGGAUGCCUUGGAUCAUUUUCCAAAAUGCUUCCUGAUUUUAAAAUUGCACCACCAGAGAGUGGACGGUGACAAGCCCAGCCAACAGGAAGGGAAGAGCUGGAAGGCCAUCCGUGUGGACCUGGUCAUGUGCCCCUACGAGCGACACGCCUUCGCGCUGCUGGGGUGGACCGGCUCUCGGCAGUUCGAGAGAGACCUGCGGCGCUAUGCCACGCACGAGCGGAAGAUGAUGCUGGAUAACCACGCUCUGUACGACAAGACCAAGAGGGUAUUUCUCAAAGCAGAGAGCGAAGAGGACAUUUUUGCCCAUCUGGGACUGGAUUACAUUGAACCAUGGGAAAGAAACGCCUAGGGAAGGUGCCCCUGUGGUUUCCCGCUCUCUUCGUUAGCUACAGUGUGCUUCAUCUUAGAAGAAGGAGCCUUGGGGAAGUCGCACCCUUCCGGCCUCGGUGUAGAGCGCUGCUGGAGGGAAACAGCUUCGGCGCCGUUCGCAGGCGCCCAUCACAUGCCCUGCAGUGCGCAGGCGCCCGUCACGGUCAUCCCCUGCAGUGCGCAGGCGCCCGUCACGGUUAUGCCCUGCAGUGCGCAGGCGCCCGUCACAUGCCCAGCAGUGCGCAGGCGCCCGUCACGGUCAUGCCCAGUAGGCCGUGUGCGGGUCGCACGUGGCAGUAGACGCGCUAGCAUCGCAGUGGUGCAGGAACGUUCAGCAAGCCCCAGGUAGUGAAGCCCUCUGCGUCUCCAAUAAACAUAGGAACAAG